AGAAAAGAAAAUGCAGAAAACGAAAAAGAAAAGAAAAUUUGAAUUUUAAAGCUAGAAUAUAUAAAUGGGCCGGGUAUGGGUAAGCCCAUUGGGCCCAACCUUUGUGUUCCCCUCGAGUGAGCGCGUGAAAGCCACGCGCCUUCUUUCCGCUCGACGUUCGUGCAGGCAAACCCCUGCUAGAACCCUUGACCCUUCAUAGAAUAGGGACGAAGGAAUUUGAGGAGAUGGGUAAGAUUCCACCGUCGUUUCGGCCUUCAUUGACGAGGAAAUUGGUGAGGAAACCUGUCUCUGCUUCAGGGCUUGAAUCUCCGGCGCCGCCGCUGUGUUUUCCCAGGAAAACCGCCGGGAGAGAAUCCGUCAAAAGUUCCCGGAAAAUCCAGGGACCCGGAGAGUCCUUGAAGAAUCCGUUCAACUCCCCUGAUCUCUCGGAACAAGGCCCGUCCGUCUAAGUUGAUGGAGAGAACAGAGAUAAUGUUAUCUCCACCGAUUACACUCAGAGAGGAAAAAGGUGGAAACUUUUUAACACUAAGUAGCCAAGUGCAGAGUAUUGUGAUCUUUUCAGCUAAAUUACAUUGCAAAUCAUUGCGGGGAAGACAGAGGACAAAAUCCUGCUGCGGCAUCAUGAAGAAGAUUUACAGAUACAAGUGGUCAAAACGCUGGUAUUAAUCUAUUCUCUCGACCCCCCCAAUCAUUUGGCUAAGAAAUUCUUGUUUAUUUGUUCUGUCCGGUCAUGUUUUGAUAUUCUAUAUUACACAUUUGUCUCCUUGUCUGCCCUAAACAAUAAUAUACACAUGCAUGAUGGGACGCUACGGAAAAUACUGACAUGGAAUAAAAAUGAGAUUCUUGUAAAACAAACGUACAAUUGUUUUUGUACAUGCUGCAGCCCUAGAUUCUUGGACCUGUUGCCUCCUUGCGUAAUUCUGUAUUAACGUUUUAUUAUCCUUUGUAAAGUUUCUCCGAGUUGGCUUGUUUUGUCCAGAUUAGCCAACGAUGCGGAAUAACACAUGAGAGAGAGAGAGCAAGGGAGACAAGAUAAUCCGACCAUCAACAACAAUAAUAAUAAUAAUAAUCAGAGGCUCUACGUUGCCGGCUUCAUGACCGCGGGAGUUAAUUAAUUAAACAAGAGGACAAUGCUAAAAGAUGGUACCAGCUAGGUCUAUCAGCUUGCCGACCAGGCUGAUCCACCCAAAAGCUCAAAGGGUCGAAGAAGAGAUGAAAAAGCUUCAAGCUUUAGAAUCAUCUCCGUCAGAUGCUUCACGGGUCCUACUUGGGCUAGCACGGCUCGUGGAGCUCUACGACUUUGUGAAUGAACAAGUCAUACUUUCUCCGCAGAGCCGACAAGCCCUUAACUUACCCUGUCAUGCAGAGCUCAUGCAAAACUCUCUUGAUGAAUCCAUCUUGCUACUAGAUGUAUGUGACAUUGCAAGAGACUUGGUCGGAACGUUCAAGGAGCAAGUACAAGAUCUUCAAUCCGCUCUUCGUAGACGUGGAGGAGAUUUCUCCAGCAUCGAGGCCAGCAUCCGUUCUUACAUUACAUUUCAGAAGAAGCACAAGAAAGCUGCGUCCAGACAACUCAGCUCCCUUGUAAGAAUGCAGACAAGAAAGGACAAGAGACCGAGUUUGGUGAACUUUUCCGAGGUGGAUCAACACACAUCAAUGGUUUCCAACAUACUGAAGCAAUCGAACGCAUCGACCGUCUCUGUUUUCGGGUCGCUCUUGGAGUCGUUUCUCUCUUUGCAGGCCGAGAAAACGGAGGGGGAGAAGGGGAGAAGGUCGUUGCUCGGAAAACUGAUGUCGGGUUUAGUUGGGAAAGAGAAGAGACGAGAGAGGUUAGGAGAUGAAGAAGUGAAAAGGAUGGUUAGAAGAUUAGGGGAGCUGAAUCUGAGCCUUGUAGCAAUUCAUGAAGAGCUGAGUUGCUUGUCGAGACGGCUUAUCCAACAUAGGGUGUCCCUCUUGAACAUUGUCUCCACUUAGAACACAUUCUGUUGUAGACAAAUGCCCCCCUCAAGUUUUUGUAGGUUUGCAAUUUUUUUUUAGAAUAUGAUUGAGUUUUUAUAUAAUGCCUCCUU
Molecule: messenger RNA, 2069 nt
Organism: Tarenaya hassleriana
Lineage: Eukaryota; Viridiplantae; Streptophyta; Magnoliopsida; Brassicales; Cleomaceae
Exons: 3
Coding region: 1141-1974 (277 amino acids)
Biological process (GO): shoot system development; root development
Source: RefSeq, a predicted model, not a curated record